UUAAAUCUAAAUCUAAAUGUUAAAUCUAAAUCUAAAUGUUAAAUCUAAAUGUUAAAUGUUAAAUCUAAAUGUUAAAUGUUAAAUCUAAAUGUUAACUCUAAAUGUGUCGCCAAGUGUAAAGCAAAAUAUUUAGAAAAUAUUCAAAUCCCCAAUGAAACCACGCCCGCUUCAAAUCGCGCGGCAAAGAUCGAGCGGCAAAGUCAAAGACAAAGUCAAGCAGGCAUGGCCGGAUCUCUGGGAGUCCUGGACAUCAAACGGGUGGUUAUUGCAGCUGUACGGGCUGCACUCCAGGGUGUAGCUCCCCCGGUCCAGUCCACAUCAGCAACGGUUUCAACACCAGCGGUGCCCAGUGCCUCAGGCACUUCCAACUUUGCCACCACCGUCACAUCACUGAGAUCAGCUCCUCUGCCAUCCAUCCCUCUACGUAAUCGGGCUCAAUCGGGAUACUUGAGACGAAGGAAUGUCAAAACAUGCACGAAGGAUGUUGUAUGUUUAACUUUUUCACCGGGGGUAUCGGUCUUCAUUAUACCCAGAGGAGAAACUCGGACCAGGUUAGCUACGGCUGGCCUUGUUGGAAAAAUUUCUUUUUCCACAGAAUGGUCUGAAGACCAAGUGAGAGCUGAAAUAACUGCUAUCUUCAGUGGAGCAUUUGGCUUAUCAGAGCACCAGUCACUUCCAUUUCAGUUUUUGAGCACCAUCAAGGGGUGUAAAAAACUGAUACCGAAGGUCACCUCCAAUUUCCCCUGGGGUGGUAAAGAAGUUGCCUCCGUCUGUUCCAGCACAUGCCUGUAUAUUAUGGCAGAAAUGGAAGUUCCUGCACAGAACUGUAGUGUGGAGCUGUCUGAUGACAGUGAUUUUGAAAGCCCGGUUGUACAACGAAGGAGAGUGACUCAGAGACAUGCACCGUCCAGAGCCCAGAGCGAACACUGUGAGAGGCAAGAGAGGGUGGAAGCCAGUGCUCCUCCAUCCGAUGAUGGGAUGGACCUACAGGGACAGCGAGGGCCAAAUGAAGCUAUGAAUCACUUUGCAGAUUUCAUUCCUAUUGAUAUUGAAGAAGAUGAAGCCAUUGAGGAGGCCAUAAGACGCAGUCUUUUAGAAGAGUCUGUGCAGGCCUUACAGGAUUCAAGGUUUGCAGAAAGUUUGAGCAUAGAAGAAAUGACAGGAAUUGUGAAAGCUCACAGUGAGAGGGUUGUCACAGAAGCAUACAGACCAAUCUACAUCAGCCGAGGGAACGUGUGGACAACUGCCCUCCGACAGUUUAGUAGACGGAAAUUCACUGAGUGCACCGAUCUGCUGUAUGUCACCUUUGCCAGUGACGAAGGCACCAACGAAGAUGGAGAAGACCUCGGAGGGCCACGGCGAGAAUUCUUCCGUCUGCUUGUGAAAGCCAUCUUCAAAGAGAGUGGAGCAUUUGAAGAGUCUCUAAAUGGCUUCACUCCAAGAAUGAACAUUUCUCAUGUGCAGAAUGGAGUGUACCGCACUAUUGGACAGAUGAUGUCUACCAUCAUCGUCCAGGGUGGUGAACCUCCAGCCCUCCUUUCUCCUCUGGUAGUGGACUACCUUCUGACAGGACACAUCUUUCAGUUGAAGGUCACUCCAGAUGAUGUAGCUGACAUGGAACUGAGAGAAGCCCUGAAGAAGGUUGAUCAAGCAUUAACCACAGAGGAGCUGGAGCAAGCAGUGGAAUGCUGUGACUCAUGGAGAUACCAACUCGAAGGUCUUCCGAACCCAGUCAGCAUGGACAACAAAGAUGCAUUUGUGCAGAAUGCAAUACUUUUCAUUCAACGACAGAGCUGCUAUGAUCAGUUAGUUGAGGGUUUGAAGUACUACGAGGUUCUGCCACUCCUGAAAGAAAGGCCUUGCCUUAGGGUCCUUCUUGAUAUGCCCGAAGAACCCAGUGAUGUCCCAGCAGAUGUUGUGGCUACCCUCCUGAAACCCAACUACUCUGUUCUGGGAAGUAACAAAAGACCAAGAGAGGAGUUAAUGGUGGUUAAGUUCAGAGAGUUUCUUCACUGUGUACAAGAGAAGGAGCUUGGGGAACAUCUUAACGGCAGGAACCUCACUGAGGCAGAAAAUGCAGCAAAGUUCCUGCAAUUGGAUUUUCUCCCAGUCCAAAACUGA
Molecule: messenger RNA, 2121 nt
Organism: Gadus macrocephalus (Pacific cod)
Lineage: Eukaryota; Metazoa; Chordata; Actinopteri; Gadiformes; Gadidae
Exons: 11
Coding region: 76-2121 (681 amino acids)
Molecular function (GO): ubiquitin-protein transferase activity
Source: RefSeq, a predicted model, not a curated record